ACUCCAUUCAUGUACUUAUUCAUGUUUCUCCAACAUAUUUCGUAGUAAUAUUUAUAUAAACACCGUCUGGACUAUCAUAAUCAUUUAUUGGUGGAUUAUGUACUGGCCCAACUGCACUGUAUGGCAAAAAGGAAUCGUCGGUCUGAAAGAAAAAUAUAAUUUUUGAAGGAAGAAAUAUUUGGCAAUUAUUAAUAAGAACAAGAAUCGUUUGAGAUUAUUUUCUAGUAUUCAAAAAUUGCUGCCACUGCCGAUGCUGCUUCCCACGCAAUCAAUACAAGUACAUGUAAAAAAUGUAGAAGCCAGAAUGUUAGAGUCUUAUUAAGAGACAAAGAUAGAUAUUGUAAAACUUGCUUCUUGUCUAUGGUAACGCAUAAGUUCAAAGCCACGCUCGGUAAAUCAAAGUCAAUACGUCCAACCGAUACAAUACUUGUCGAACAUUCGGGAGAAGCAAAUUCAACAGUACUUGUACAUCUUAUCAAGGCAAAUGCAAACGAAUCAGUUAACAAAAGACUUAAGUGUCUAUGUAAAAUACUAUACAUAGAUGAUGGUAUGGUGAUGGGACGCACGCUCGAAGAACGAAAAUUUAUUUGGAACGCAUUGGCUGAAGAAGCGGAAAGUUUGCAAUUACCAACAUAUGUUGUACCUUUAACAGAAUGUACAACCAAUGUUCAUUGCGAAGAGAUACGGUCGAUAAAUGUAAUGGAAACAACUGCGACGAGCAAUGAUGCGAUAAUGCAAAAGAUUUUCAAUAAUUUGGAAAGCAAUACAGCGAAAGAUGAAUUAUUGCGACAACUGAAGCGCAAAUUGAUUGUGUCCGUGGCUCGCGAGCUUAAUUGUAAUAAAGCUUUUGUUGCUGAUACGUCUCUUGAUCUUGCAGUACAAGUGCUUACAGAUGUGUCGACGGGAAGAGGCUGUCAAUUAUCUGUAAAUGUUGGUUUCUCCGAUACAAGAUGUACAGAUGUAACUUUACUUAAACCGCUUAGAGAUUUCACAAGAGACGAUGUAACUGGCUACUUGGAGUGCUGCGAGCUAACUCCAAUUUUUAGUUCCACAAAUUAUAAUCAAUCUUUCCCUAAUUCCAUAAGGAGCAUUACAAAAGAUUUCAUUUGCCAGUUAGAUUCUAAGUUUCACAGUACCGUAUCCACGAUAUAUCGUACGAGUGAAAAAUUGGGCACAAAAGUAGAGGAAUUUCAUAAUAUGAAUCUUAAUAGGGACAUUGUUGCUAAUGCUGAUAUUAACGAUACCUGUCUACUUUGCGAAUUGACUCUGGACUCGUGUUACGUGCGUGACGAGCAAUUCUCUGUCAUACAAGCAAGGAUAUUUUCUGAAUUAGUUUCAACGGAUUCUGCAUCAAAUACGACUUUAAAUUCCGGAAGAACGGAAGAAGUAAAUGACUCGGAAAAGAAACUCUGUCGAUGCGAUAAUACUACUUGUACACCGCUUCACGCGCAGCCUUUACAACCAGAUAUAAUUGAAAAAUAUCUCUGUUACGGCUGCAGAUUAAUCUUUUUAAAUUCAAAUAAAAAAUUCGGUUCGUUACCUACUUUCUUGCAUCGUAAAAUUCAAGAAAAAUUACAAAUUACGCAUCUACGAAAAGAAAUAACAGACUUUCUAUUAUAAAUAAUAAAAUGUAAAGUAAUAGUAUAUUAUUACUCAAAAGUAAUAAAUUAUUACUAAAAUAAUAUAUUAUUACUUUAGAGAGAAUCAUGUUAUUGAUGAAUAAAUGCAAGCAACGUCUAUUCUAUACUUCGUCUAUGACCAUACCUAAUCUAUGAUAAGUCUAUUCUAUCCAAUGACCACAGACGAGGUAUACGAGUAGAUCUUACAUUCAAUGUAUUUUUUAUAAGCCCCAUUAAUACGCAUUGUUGCAUUUUGAAACAUUAAAAUCUUUCAAUCCAUUUAGAAGUUAUGUUUUAAACAUACGCAUGAGAUUUUGGGUAAU
Messenger RNA from Colletes gigas, 1942 nucleotides. It is a transcript of the gene Ctu2, whose product is annotated as cytoplasmic tRNA 2-thiolation protein 2. The transcript has 3 exons. Bases 361 to 1620 code for a protein of 419 amino acids. Gene Ontology annotation, biological process: tRNA wobble position uridine thiolation. The record is from RefSeq and is a predicted model, not a curated record. Gene Ontology annotation, cellular component: cytosol. Lineage: Eukaryota; Metazoa; Arthropoda; Insecta; Hymenoptera; Colletidae. Gene Ontology annotation, molecular function: sulfurtransferase activity; tRNA binding.